AUGAUGUCCAACAAGUCAAUAGGGAGAGCCCUGCGGGCGAGCUCUUCCCUAUGCGAAACCUUCUCAAGAGCCAGUCUGUCGCAGCAGGGAAACAGCAGGCCAUUCUCGUCGACCUCAUCACGACCAGUCCAUGUCGUGGCAUUCUCCCCUACAUCCUCCCCCGAGCUCGACGAUGUCCUCACCACCAUCCGCAACAAGAUCCUCCUUCCCUCCUACCUGCCCCAAGACCAGCGCAAGCAACUCUUCUCGCCGAAGCAUGAGCAGAAGCUGCGACAGAACCCCAUCACCAUGGAGAUCGACUCCGAGGUACUACGCUUCGGCCACAUGGAUCUCAUGAAGGACCUGCCCAACACCCGCAAGCUGCUCUACGAUGCCGUCGGCCGCAUGCAGACCCGCGAAGACUUUGAGAACCUCCCCCGCCUGCUCGAGGGCCUCCACUCCGCCGGCCGCCGCCUGCAGACGCGGGACUACGUCCGCAUCGCCCGCAUCGCCGCAGAAAGGGGCUGCCUCUACACGGUGAUCGAGUCGGCACGCAUGGCGCGCCGGACCGGCAUGCGCCUCGACGCCUCGGAGAAGGUCGCCGAGAUCCUCGCCUACGUGCAGCUCAAGGCCAUCGACGCCAGCAGCAAGGGCGACAAGGCCGCGGUGGCCGCGUCGGACAAGGCGCUGCUGUGGUCCGAGAUGGUGGUCGACCUGCUCCAGGGCGACCUCCACGGGCGCAGGAUCCCGCAGGGCCAGAAGGACGACCGAUUCCCCCUGCACCUCGACCCGCAAGUGCUGGCUGCGCCUCUACACAUGGCCGCUCAGGUCGCGACGCAGGCCCACGGCGGCAAGGACCUUGACGGCAAGGUGGCCAAGUACGCCAAGGACGUGGUAUCGCUGUGGCCAGCGGGCAAGGGGCUGCUGGAGCUGCACCCCGCUCAGCACUACGAUAGGCUAGGGGAGAUGCACUACCUGACGGAGAAGAACAAGUUCGUCUUCAUCGCCGCGCCGCUGCUCAAGGGUAUGGACCUGGCCAUGGAGAUCGUGAGCCCCCAGCUUGCGGCCGAGCUGAAGUUGAGAAGAGAUGCGCUGGCGACCGAAGUGGAGGAGGCCUUGAAGCACGUUCGCGAUGACCCGCACGUCAAGGGCAGAGCUGUCUACAACAAGCUCUUUAAUCCCGAGGCUGCUGCACCUGCAGCUUAA
Messenger RNA from Thyridium curvatum, 1185 nucleotides. RefSeq lists its product as uncharacterized. NCBI's taxonomy places the organism in Eukaryota, Fungi, Ascomycota, Sordariomycetes, Thyridiales, Thyridiaceae. The transcript has 2 exons. The coding region runs from base 1 to 1185 and encodes 394 amino acids. The record is from RefSeq and is a predicted model, not a curated record.